Molecule: messenger RNA, 5730 nt
Organism: Ambispora leptoticha
Lineage: Eukaryota; Fungi; Glomeromycota; Glomeromycetes; Archaeosporales; Ambisporaceae
Source: the annotation of a GenBank genome assembly
AUGGACCAAAACCUUCGCAAAGAUCCACGUUACAAAAAAUAUGUCUCUAGCGUCGAGAAGAUUUUAUUGUUGUUUGAUAAAGAAGUGAAUGAAUGGGCGGAUUUUAUUACAUUUUUGGGAAAGCUGUUAAAGACUUUCCAAGCAAAUGCUAAGCAGUUUAAUGAAAUACCAUACAAGCUUCUUGUUGGAAAACGGCUUGCACAGUCUCUAAAUCGUGCAUUACCACAUGGUGUCCAUCAAAAAGCUUUAGAAGUGUAUGAUUGUAUCUUUCAGAGUAUAGGUGUAAGUUCUUUAAACAUUAUCGUUUAUAAAGGAUUAUUAAGAUAUUUACAAGAAGUUCCAGACGUACUUGCCGAAGAUCUAUCAAUAUAUUCACAAGGCUUAUUUCCGUUACUUCAAUAUGCUAAGUUAUCUGUCAAGCCUCAAUUACUGGAAAUAUACGAAAAACAUUAUUUUCCAUUGCAAAAGCGGCUACGCCCUGUUAUGAAAGCUUUUAUUACAGCUUUGUUGCCUGGUCUAGAUGAAGAGAACAGUGAAUUCUUUGAUAAGGUUCUAUCGCUUCUUGAUUAUCUCUCGGGGAUCGUGGAACAAUCUUAUUUUUUACAAUGCAUGUGGCUUGUCUUGAUUACUUCACCUUCUUUGCGUACGUCAGCUUUAAAUUAUUUGAAGCGUCGAAUGCCGAAAAUUACUUCCAAAGAAGAUAUGGCUUUUAUGCUGGGUGAUGAUGCCAGUCUUAUGGUGCGAGCUUUUUGCGCUACUUUAGGGGACAAAGAGACUUUGGUACAACGAAACCUCCUUAUUUUGCUCGUUGCUAACUUUCCAUUAAAAGAUAAGAACGUUGGGGACAUUAUGAAACAAGAAGACCUAAAUUUAUUAAUGAAAUCAGCGGUCUCAGUUGUUCUAAGAAAAGAUAUGUCAUUGAAUCGCUGGUUGUACGCAUGGUUAUUAGGCUCUGAUGAAAGUUCAGAGCAUCAAAUCCAGCACUUUCGGGAAUAUGGGAAAGCGGGACUUGUUACAGCACUUAAGGGCAUGUUCUUUACCAACGCGAGGGACUUGACAAGUACACAGCGCCCAUAUAAGAUAUUGAUUUCAUUGAUGGAUAAAUGGGAAAUUGGAAAUCCCGUAGUGCAAGAGAUUCUCGUGGAUAUUUUGAUAUCGUUAAAAGAUCAUAUGCAAAAGUCGGCUUUCGCUAAAGACUUAUUACAAACUGCACAAAUGUUUCUGCAAAUGAUUCCACCAUAUGUUCUUUGGAUGAAACUGCACCAUCUCGUAAAAGAACAAUUCCCUAGUUCCGAUUCACAAGCAACAAAGGCUUUAGACUUGAUUUAUUUUGUCGCGCAAGAAAUUAAGUUACACGAAGAAGAAAUUCAACAAAUACAUUUACCUUUAUUCCUGACAAUUUUAUUACACAAACUGCAAGUGCUUGCUAACAGUCCGGAAUUCACACAACAUUUUUCUCAAAUAGAGAUUGCAUUGCUAUUGGCGCAGAAUCUAAUAAAGGAAAUUCCUCAAGCUGUAUUUAAUCAGCCUGAAAGCAUUUUAAAUCUUUCAGAAGAGGACAAGAGAAGCGGAACUUUGGAGGAUGAAUCUGGAUUUGAAUUUACUGCUGGGAUGGAUCCUGUAAAGUACAUUGAUGCUUAUUAUAAUGACGAAAUUGCAAAUUUUAGAGGUAUUAGUGGGUUUGCUCUCGUGGAAGCAUUAUUGAAACCGCUUUUGGAUUUCAUCAAUUGUUUAAUUUCGCGGUGCAUAAUCGGGAAAGAUCAACAACGCGAUAAUGUCACUUUGGAUAAUAUGACUUUAAUAUUGGAUAGAAGUUGUGGGCUUUUACGAACAAUUUCCAAGCAUUUUACAAUUUCUUUAGAACAAUCUUCACAAAACUUUAUUGAAACUCGAGAUUCUUUAAUUCAAAAAAUAUUUGAUGGGGAAUGGAUUCACUCCUUACUAAAAUGCUGUUAUAGAGUUGAUAAUUUUUGCAUUAUCGACCCGGCACUUUCUACCAUAAUUGAUCUAAUUGACCGAAAAAUAAUUUCUUCAUCACUUUUGGAUCCAAAACAACAAACUCGCGUUAUUGUGGAUAAGCUGUGGUCAUUCUUGAAUCCCAACAAUGCCUUGUAUCACACACGAUGUGUGCAACUCUUGUGGAAUCUUCAGAAAAUUUCAUCUGCUAAAUAUGUCGAGACAGUCUUUUGUGAAUAUUUAACGCAUAAAGACAUUGCUGUUCGAUUGUCAUCAUAUGAGAAAUUUGGAAUAUUCUGGAGGUUAUCGGACGAUUCUUUUAAUGUCAGCAUGGCAUUUUCACAACCAAUGUUUCUUAUGCUUGAUACACUUCGUUUUGAAAACCCCACAAAUCGCCGCGCGGGAGAAACAUGGAUGAGAUCUCAACAGGACUCUUACCCGAAACUUUUGGAUCCUAUGAUCACUAUAAUUUGUAACCCGUCUAUUAUCUUUCGCAGUACAGAAAUAAUCAUUGAUAAAGAAAAAUUUGCACUUUUUCUUUACGAGCGUCCGUUCAAUCAGGCCCAAGUUAAUUAUGUUUUUGAAACCAUGGUUACAGUCUGUCGAGUAAGCGGACAGGGAUUCUUACGAGCAUUGCGAGAGUCUUACGUUAAAAAUCAAUUAUUGACUAAUUGUGGUUGGCUUUGGGGAUCUGUGUCUUCUUCGGCUAAUAUUACAUACACUGAAUUUUUUGUUAGACUGGCUCUUCGAUAUAUAGAGACCGAAAUGCCUGAAAUGUUGUCGUCUAUGAGUGUGCUAAAUGAACAUAUACACAUGCACGCAACUGAUUUGCUGAAUUUGAUUCUUACUCGACCCGAGUUCGUCGAUUCUAAUUUGGUGUCUAUGAUUUAUGAUGUCGUUUUACGAAAGAUUCUUUACAGUAUACGAACAAAAAAAUUGGAUCUACAAGCAAGACUUUUGCAUCUUUUAUUUUCGACAGUCAUAAUCAUUGGUUCUUCAAAAAUUACUAAUGGAAGAUCAUCGUCGCCAUCACCAAGCAUUUUCACUAAAAAAACAUUAUUAUCGGAACCAGCAUUCGCCGAUAGUACUACUUCACUUUCACAACACUCUCUCCACGAAGGAUCUCUAAGUAAAGACGAAAAGGAAUCAUUUCGUGUUUCUACAGCAACCAUUAGUUCUCCCUUAUAUAUCAAAGUUUUACUUCAGGCUCUAUCGGUACCUUCUAAUCGACCUUUACUACAACAAUGGAUGGACUUUAUCAUAAACACGUUUCCGUAUUUUCGGCAAUCGUUUAAUACAAUAUUACUGCCGUUAUUACAAUGUAUCUGCGAACAAUUACGAUUAUGGAAAUCUGAAAUACAAAAGCAACAUGAAAUUGUUUUUGCCGACUGCACUGAUAAUAAAAAUGCUUCGAGUAUUGACACGAAUGAAUUCACCGCAUCGGAUUGGAAUGUCAACACUUUGUUUUCAGGAUUAGAAAAAACACUGGUAUUCUGUCUAUUGGAUGGCAUAUCGAAUGGUUUAGUGGAUGAAUCCGAUAUUAGUGUAAAUGAACCUACGGCAUCUGCAGGAACAGUGUCAACUUUCGUCUUUGAUUAUGUAAAUUCGGAUCCGGAGCAAAAACCUCGAGAAUUCAUUGUUUAUCAAGUUUUUCCUUAUGUUGUUAGCAUUCUGCUUGAUAUAUGGGUCUUGUUCAGAAAAACACCAUAUUCUGAAUUAAUUCCAAACGAGACUAUCACAAAGAACACAAUUGAUAAGAUAACAGAUAACACAAAUGCUAAUCAUCCUUUUAAACUAUCUUUGUUACAAAUGAGUGAGAAGAUUAAUUUGCGUAUUAUAAAGAUAUUCGAACGAUUAUGUAAAAACAAUCGAGGAGAGCUUAUUGAAGCUUUUGUUGAACUUUGGUGCCAAGAGUAUCUUAACUCCAUCGAAAAUAAGUUUAAUAAUACAGGUGACGAAAGCUACAUUAUUCAAUUGCUCAAAUUAAUACCGAGCUAUCAACCGCAAAAAGUUAUUAGCAUAUUACUCGAAAGUAGUCGUGUACGAUCUUCUGCUGUGCAAUCGGCCUCGCGAUCAAAGAAGUCUAUAACAAAGCAGAACAAAUUAUCAGACGUUUUAAUAUUAAAAUUUCUCGAGGUUUAUACGGAUUCUCUGAGUUCGAAUAUAGAGGAGCCGCUCGUUGAUGUAUGGCAACAAUGUUUGGGUUAUGUCAAGGAUAUGUCCGCGCAGGCUACUAUUUAUAAAUAUUUGCUUCCGUCUUUACUGAGAUUCAUGACUGUAAUACUUUUAAAAUUAUCCAAAACGGAUUUCUUUAAAGAAACUCGUACUCAACGAGAAAUGCAGGAUAUUUAUCAACGCGUGCUUGAAUAUUGCAUUCAAAUUGCAGGACGUUCCUUUGACCAAUUUCUAUGGUCAAGGCGGGUAACACGUGAGGACGAAGAUACAGCAAUAUCAAUAUAUGUUGCAGAUGGAAAUGAUGAAAAGGACACCGAGUCUCCCCGUUCGAGUACUCCUUUGCAAGAUGAAAAAAAGGGAUCGGGAAAAUCAAAAGAAGAGUUAACAAUCGAGCAGGUCAAUCUAUAUCUUGCCACAUCUGUAAUUCCAAAUCUAAGGCGAUUCUUCUUGUAUGAAUCAGAUCGUGUUGUUCAGAUAUUAUCAAAUGUCAUGUAUUAUAUUAUUGCACCAGCAUUGAAAAAGCAAUAUGGUAAUGCAAUAAAUUCAAUCAUAUUAGAUAUGCUAUGUGAGAUAUCACAGAUCCCUUCCGUCUAUCCUCGAUGGCGUAAAGAAGUUUGGGACGUUUUCACCGAUAAUCGCUUCUUCAACAUGAGCUCCGCUUAUGCCAAAAAAUGGCACGAAAUAAUGAAAAUCAUUAUGAUUUCUGAAAAGGAAAGAUUCACGGAGAUACUUGCUCGGAUAUCGACAUCGCCUACAAAUACAUUAUUCACAAAUAGAGAUCAAGAAUCCUAUAACCGUGCAUUGAAUCUACGACGCCUAUCUUUUAUCUUAUAUUGUGGCAAAAUGGAUCAAUAUCUAUCCCAGUUGCCUUUGGUGCAGGAAAAAUUAGUGGAAUUGUUGAAACUGGGAUUAACUGAGAUGGUUCACGUCGAGAUAUAUCUAUGUUUACGAAUACUCAUGUGUCGCAUAACGAAUCAACAUUUGUCGAAUUUUUGGCCAGUCAUAUUAACCGAGUUGACACGUCUUUUUGAAUUCUUACAACAAGAAAUGCCACCAGAACAAGAAGUGCUCAAUGUAUUCCUGGCUGCUUGCAAAUUUUUGGAUCUUUUAUUCGUGUUGCAGACUGAUGAAUUUCAAGUGUAUGAAUGGAUGUUCAUCACAGAUACUAUUGACGUGAUUUAUCGGUCGACACCUGGGUCAUCAUAUGCACAAUUAGACAAACUCAGUGAAAAAUUAAUAGCUCAACAAAGCGGUGACUUCAAGAAUACACAAGCGAAUCAAAUCCCCAAAAAAUCGAAAAGAACCGGAUCUCCUUCACCACAACCACAACCUUCAUCUAUAUCUUCUUCAAUUUCUCAUCUCACCACUGAUGAACUUAAACGUCCAAUGCUAACAAUGCGAAUCAUAACUGACCUUGGACAAUUGGAAUUUUUCGUGCGUCACGUUAGUCUCUACGUGUAUCAAUCUACUUUUUCGCUAGCUGAACCUGAUUUAGUUUAUAUUGAAAGUUUGCUUGAAAAUGAUUUGUUGGAUGGUAGCGGUAAUUUUGUUGAAGGCAAUUAUAAUAAUAAUAAUUCAAGUGGUUCGUUGUUAUCAUGA